CCGGAAGUCGCGACUGGCGGUUAAAGUGAAAAUCAGAUAACGUUGUGAUAAUGGCUGCGGGUCGAGGGGAGUUUUUCCGCAGCGUCUUGGAGGGUUUGCACCGGCAGCCAAUCCAGCCAGCUCCAGGUAGACCACCGCCGGUUCGUGGUAGAGGAAAGCCGGGUCCGGGCGGAGGACAGGCGGGCGGCAGAGGAAAGAAAAGACGGCCAAAGGCAGCACGGAGCCCGGUCAGCGGGGAUGGUUACAGCUGCCCAGAACGGAGAAGAGAGAAAAAGAAAGCGGAUUUUCCCGAAAUUAAAACUCCUCCAUCCAAGGACAAUUUAGUGGAAAGGCUGCCGUCUGAGAUCCUGAUUAAAAUUCUGUCAUAUCUUGAUGCUUCCUCGCUGUUCUGCAUCGGCCAUGUCAGCAAACUCUUCUACCAGCUCGCCAAUGAUGAUGUCAUGUGGCAUAAGAUGUACAUGUCAGAGUUUGGGAGAGAGAUGUGGAAGCCAAAGUCGGUGGAUGAUAAAGCGAUGAAAGAGGAGGUGGAGGAUCGGUCUGCGGGCCACUGGAAGAAGAUGUAUUUCAGGACUGUGGCUGGACAAGAGCUUAACAAGUGGAGGAGAGAGCUGAGAGAAAUCAGCCCAUACACUGGGCUGCCCAGGCAGACAGAGUGGGUCCUCAGGAACCUGAAUGUGACCUGGGAGCUGACAGUGUGUAACUCCUGGGGACAGGAGAGCACGCUGGAGCCGAGUCGAGCGUAUUUCUUUGAGUCGUCGGUGAUCAUCCGCUGGAGCGGAGGCAUCUUCAUCAGCUACCAUCACAUCAGCAACAUCCAACUGCACGGAGUCAGGAAGGAGACGCCCAAUACCCCCAAAGUCAGGAAGCCUGACUGGCGAUCCCUGAUUUUAAAACUGGACAUGAAGACUCAGCCCAGUCGCUUCAUCAGCAAAGACAGACUGAUCAAACUGAUGCAUCUGUCACCGGGCGUCAUGAUUGGAAUCUGGAGGGGUCAGAGCAAUGUUGCCUUCAUCAUGGUCAGUCUGCACUUCCACAAACUGGUGGAGAAGAGUCUGCUGGGAUCUCCAGUCUGCCCAUACCCUGAACCCGUGGACCGACCUCUUGCGGAUAAUUUGGACCCUGAGUUUGGUCUGCAUGGCUACACGCUGCACUUUGUCCUGCACAACACCGGCACUGAGAUCAUGUCAGGGCACUUUCGCAAGCUCUUCUGUCGCACAGUUCAGAUACAGCAUGGACUGGUGGAGUUGAGGGUCAUCGACAGGACCAAUUUGUCUCAGCAUAGAUCACUGUCUGGAAAUGUCAAACUGCCUUGGAAGAGUCAGAUGCUGGAGGGCUCAGUAGAGAACUGUUGCAUCAUGACACUGACUCUGCUGGACGAGUUCCAGAAACCCUUCUGGUGCGUCAGCUCAGCUAUUUGCAUCACAAAGGCAAGGAGGCAGCUGUCCUUCGACUAUGGCGGCGAGCACUUUUUGAUGGAGUACCGGGACGCAGACGGUAAGGUGAGGAUGAAGCUGGUCUGGUUGACGGAGGAGAAGCAGUUUUUCCUCAUCAGCCUCACCGUCUACAUUUCUGUCACCAAAGUCAACAAGCACUUCAGCACAGAGUACUGAUGCCCGAGCGGACCGCUUAGAGUUUUGGUUUAUGAUUUUUACAUUCUGAUUUCCAGUGUUUAAUCAGUUGUUCAUAAAAUGUGUCUUUUCUGUUUUUGUUAAUGCAUAUAUUAAACUAAAAUGAGUCUCAAGCCCAAGCUGUUUAAGCUUUAUUUGUCAUGACCAAAGAGUUUGGACUGUUUUCAUUAGAAAAAAAAUCAGUUUAGAUGAGAAGUUCCUGAACUUUAUCUGCAUUUUGUUUGUAGUACAGGCAGUGUUGUUUUCACUUGAAUAACAUUUCAGUAGAAGUUAAUGUUAAAGUUAAUUUUGAAUUGAGCAUCUACUGAGUAUGUAUUAAUUUCAAUCAGUUAUUGUAGUGUGAA
Molecule: messenger RNA, 1972 nt
Organism: Lates calcarifer (barramundi perch)
Lineage: Eukaryota; Metazoa; Chordata; Actinopteri; Centropomidae
Product: F-box only protein 15-like
Exons: 10
Coding region: 51-1610 (519 amino acids)
Molecular function (GO): protein binding
Source: RefSeq, a predicted model, not a curated record